Molecule: messenger RNA, 569 nt
Organism: Canis lupus familiaris (dog)
Lineage: Eukaryota; Metazoa; Chordata; Mammalia; Carnivora; Canidae
Product: 60S ribosomal protein L9-like
Exons: 1
Coding region: 57-569 (170 amino acids)
Biological process (GO): cytoplasmic translation
Cellular component (GO): ribosome; cytosolic large ribosomal subunit
Molecular function (GO): rRNA binding; structural constituent of ribosome
Source: RefSeq, a predicted model, not a curated record
GAAAUCAGAUAGGAGACCCUAUUACUUCUUUCACAUAUUCUCAAACAUCUGUGAGAAUGAUGAAGACCAUUCUUAGCAAUCAGACUAUUAUGUCAACAUCACCACUGAAGGGAUGCACUAUUAUCGUAAAGAGCCCCAAAGGAGACCUGAGAAGAGACUUGAAUCACAUCAUUGUAGAACUAAGUCUCCUUGGAAUGAAAAAGAAGAGGCUCCAACUUGAGAGAAAUAGAAAAGAAAUGGCUAGGUAUAGCCACAUGCAGAACAUUAUCAAGAGCAUUGCACUGGGCUUCUGUUACAAGAUGAGGUCUGUGUAUGCUCACUUCCUCAUCAACAUUGUUAUUCAGGACAGUGGUUCUCAUAUUGAAAUCCAAAAUUUCUUGGGUAAAAAAUACAUCCACAGGGUUCGGAUGAAGCCAGGUGUUGCUUGUUCAUUAUCUCAGGCCCAGAAAGAUGAGUUAAUUCUUGAAGGAAAUGACCGUGAACUUGUAUCAAACUCAGCUAUUUUGAUUCAGCAAACCACAAUAGUAAAAAAGGAUCUCAGAAAAUUUGGGAAAGGUAUCAGUUUCUGA